Chlorella variabilis is the source of this 3759-nucleotide messenger RNA. RefSeq lists its product as hypothetical. Lineage: Eukaryota; Viridiplantae; Chlorophyta; Trebouxiophyceae; Chlorellales; Chlorellaceae. Gene Ontology annotation, biological process: protein phosphorylation. Bases 1 to 3759 code for a protein of 1252 amino acids. Gene Ontology annotation, molecular function: protein binding; protein kinase activity; ATP binding. Gene Ontology annotation, cellular component: plasma membrane. The transcript is spliced from 34 exons. The record is from RefSeq and is a predicted model, not a curated record.
AUGCCUCCUCCGCCGGUGCCCGCCCCACGUGCGCCGCUGCCGCUGCCGGCAGCGCUCCUGUUGCUGGUGCUGACCACGGCGCACUGGCAGCUGGCGCGCUGCCAGCCUCCUCCUCCUCGGAAUCUCAUCCAGAUCGAUGAGGAGCUGCUGCUGGGGCUGCAGGCUGCCAUCAACAACUGGGACCAGGCCACCUCCAGCAGUAACUGCAGCAGCGUGGGGGGCACGGACUGGGUCUCCGGCCUGCCAGUGUGCGGCAACGCCACGCAGGGCAUGGGCUGGCGAGGGGUGGUGUGCGACGGCGGCGGCCACAUCACCGAAGUGCACCUGGAGCACUGCGGCCUCCAGGGGUCGCUGCCGGAUGAGCUGGCCCAGCUGCCACACCUUGCGGUACUGGACCUAUCCCUCAACGCGCUGACGGGGGGCGUGCCCGUCACCUGGACCGCCCCCGGCGCCUUCCCCGCACUGGAGACGCUGAACCUAGCCGGCAACAUGCUGAGCGGCGCUCUGGAUGACUUCACUAUGGCGUCGCAGGGCUGCAUGGCCGGCCUGGCGCUCAACGUCAGCGUCAACGCCUUCAGCGGCGGGCCCAUCCCCGCCGGCUGGUACUCCCGCACCCUGACCACCAUGGACCUCUCGUUCAACGGCGUGUCGGGGCCGCUGCCGGUGCAGUGGGGCCUGCCCAAGGAGGCCCUGGGCAUGCAGUUCCCCUCCUCCUUCCCCAGCCUGGCCUCGCUAUACGUCCAGGGCAACAACCUGUCAGGCAAGGCGGAGGCGGCGCAGGAGGCGGUGCAGGAGCCGGGCAAUGAGGAGCUGCAGCAGGCGCCGCCGCCGCCCGCGCUGGACGACGCUGACGUGGCGCUGAGCGGCGACGGCAGCGCGGCGCAGCGCGCCCUGCUGGCGCAGCGGGCCGCCAUCACCAACUGGGCUGCCUUUGCGGGCAGCAACAACGUGACGGGGUGGGACGACGCCACGCCCGUCUGCCUCUGGACCGGCGUCGCCUGCUCCAACGGUACCGUCCUGCAGCUGGACUUUGGCUGCAACGAGGUGGGCGCGCCGCAGGCAAGCGGCUUGUGCAGGACGCGUGCCGAAGGCUCGCUGGCACCCGACUUAGCCACCAUCAGCACCAUGCAAGGAGUGUUCAUGACCUCUCAGAGCCUGUCAGGGACGCUGCCUCCCGAGUGGGGCAUCGACGGCGCAUUCCCGGCCCUGCAAAAACUGGACUUGUGUUACAACUCACUAUUGUCUGGCACUCUGCCCGCCCAGUGGGGCCAGCCCGGCGCCUUCCGCCAGCUCACGGCGCUGUGGCUGUGCGACAACAUCCUCACAGGCGACCUGCCUGCCGGCUGGGGCAGCGCUGGCGCCUUCCCCGUCUUGUUUCAGCUUUACCUGCAAAGCAACCGCCUGAGCGGCACUCUUCCCGCGGACUGGGCCAACAUGACCAACCUGAGCCUUCUAUCCAUUGAGAAGAACAGCCUCAGGGGGGCGCUGCCCAGCGAGUGGGGCAGCGCAAACGCCUUUGCCAAGCUGCAACAGCUGUCUCUUGACACUAACCAACUGAGCGGCCCGCUGCCUGCCAGCUGGGGCUCCUCAGAUUCCUUCCCAGCGCUCCAGCAGCUGUGGCUGUACCACAAUAAUUUCACAGGCACCAUCCCUCCCGCAUGGAGCAACGGCUUUUGGGCGCUUCAAAUUCUGGACCUUCACAAUUGCAGCCUUUCGGGCACCCUGCCUGCCUCCUGGGGCAUCGCGCCAAACUCGUUCCCUGUGCUGGAGGAGCUGUGGCUCAACGAUAACAACCUGACAGGCCAGAUCCCCGAGGCCUGGGCGGUGGGGCGUGCCUACCUGAGCCUUGGCAAGAUGGGUCUGGAUGACAACCCCACCCUGUGCGGCCCGGUGCCCGCCCACCUCCUCCAACCGGUCUGCUGGUCUGGCGCCACCCAGUGCACCGCCAGCAGCACCCUCGCCUGCCCCUCUCAGUUUCGCGCCGCCGACAGCUUGGAUGCGCUGACGCCGGCGCCCGAAGAGGGAGGGGAGCCCAUCCCGGCUGGCGCCAUCGCAGGGACGGUAGUGGGAGCACUGGCCGUCGGGCUGCUGGCUGGCCUGGGCCUCUUCGCCUGGCGCCGCAGCCGCACGCGCAGGCUUCGCCAGCGAGCGGCAGCCGCCCAGGCACAGGUGGAGCGCCAAGAGCGGGACAACGGGGCCAAGGCGCCCGGCGGCGGCGGAUUUCCCGCAAAGGGCCCCGCCGGCGCGCCGCCGCCGCUGUUGGAUGCCGCUCCUGGCGCCCCGAACGGCGGCGGCGGCGGCGGGCCGGGCGAGGCCGCCAGCCUGCCCGGCAGCUACGUCACGAGCGCGGGCGCUUGGUCCAUGCUGUGGGCCAGCCUGCGGGGCGUGCGGGGUGGGGCGGCACCAGGCGCGACCCACGGGGCCGGCCCUCGCACAUCCGCCGGCGAAGAAAAGAGUGCUGGGGACAGCGGGGGGUCUCUGCAGCACGACCCAAUCAUCUGCUACAUCACACAGGAGCUGGCCAGCAUGCGCAGCAUCACCCUGGAUGCCGCCGCACCACCCCCGGGCAGCAGGCACGGCCUGAGCCUGGCCGCCGUGGCCACGGCCUCGUCUGCCGCCGCGCCAGCGGCCGCUGCGGCAGGCGCCAGCGGCAGGGCGGGCCCUGGCAGCCGCGAGGCGGCGGCGGACAGGCGCAUGAUGGAGCUGUGGCAGGUGCAGUGGGAGGAGCUUCGGCUGGAGCGCAUGAUUGGCAGAGGGUCCUUUGGGUUUGUCUACCUGGCCUACUGGCACGAGACCGCGGUGGCAGCCAAAGUGCUCAUCAUGUCAGACGACCCGGCCGUGGGAGGGUUGGAGCUGCCGCAGGCCACCCUGCGCAGCCUGCAAGAGGAGGCGGCCGUGAUGUGCCGCAUGCGCCACCCCAACGUCGUCGCCUUCCUGGGCCUCGUCUCCCUGCCGCCCUGCAUCUGGUGCAGCCGGGGCAGCUUGUACGACGUGCUUCGGCGGGCGGGGCGGGACGAGCGGGUGGCGGCGGAGCUGAGCUGGCAGCUGCGCAUGCGGAUGGCCGUGGAUGCGGCCACCGGCCUGCUGUACCUGCACUGCCGCUCGCCGCCCAUCAUCCACCGAGACGUGAAGAGCCCCAACCUGCUGCCUGUGCUGUGCACACCCCCAAGCCGUGAUGCGCUGUCCCGCACGGUGGUCUUCCUGCUUUCCAAGAUACUGGCAUCGGAGCAGCCGCAGCUGUCGACGUCGGGGGGCGUGGGCAACCCCGUGUGGCUGGCGCCCGAGGUUCUGGAGGGGCAGCGGGCCACGGCGGCGGCUGAUGUGUAUGCGUUUGGGCUGGUGUUGUAUGAGCUUCUGGUGUGGGACAUCCCCUGGCGCCUGCCGCCCUUCACGGUGAAGCGGCAGGGCCGGCAGGCGCCCGGCAGCUGCGCCCACUCGCGGGGGCAGCUGUCCCGCAGCGCUCUGCCGCAGCCUGUCAUGCGCCUGGUGGUGGGCGGCAGCCGGCCCGAGAUACCCGCCCCCGAGGCGCUGCCCGGGCCCGACAGGCCGCAGGCGGAAGACUUGGAGGCUUACUGCCAGCUGCUGAGGGAGUGCUGGGCGCAGGAGCCGGAGGCGAGGCCCACGUUCCAAGGCAUCGUGCCGCGCCUCCGCCAGCUGCUGCACGCGCCCGGCGACCUGGGCGCAGCCGACAGCCUGCUGCUGAGCGGCUACAGCAGCGCGCUGCUCACCAGCGCCGGCCCCGGCGGGCAGCCGCCGUAG